CCCCACUCUCUUCGCAAUCCUUCUACAACACACUCCCAGCCCCCCUCUGACUCUUGCUUUUCAGCAUCUCAGCACACAAACUUUUGCUUUUCUCCAAUCCAGCAAGGAGAAACAACGACUCAACUGAUGGCCAGCUACAACGACCCCUACGACAUCCCCACGAGGGAGCGCACAACCCGGCGCUACUACCGGGAAGAGCGCCGUGAGGACCCUCGGGCUUAUGACACCCGCGACAGCUAUCUCAAUGUCCAGUCUUCGCGCGACCUGGUACCGCGGGCCCGCGAGGACAGCGAUCUCUCGGUAGAAGAGAUCCGUCGUGACUUCCCUCCUCCCGGCUACUCAACCCGUGAUUUGCGCCGCGCCCGCUCUGCCGAACCUGGACAGUACGACGACUAUGACGACCGCCGGUCUCACUACAGCCGCUAUGAUGACCGCAGCGCUUACGGUCAUGAGCAUGACCGCCGGUCUCUGAGGAGGACAGACAGCUACUACGAGGAACAGCACAAGAAGAAGGUCCGCAUGCUGUCGAAGCAGGAGCAAAUCAUUGCUGCUAUCAGCGGAGCUGCCAUCGCUAUCGGUGGUAAGGAGCUGUAUGACCGCCGCGAGGCCAACCAGGCCGGCACUCCCGAAGUUCAGCGCAACAUUCUGGCUUCUGUCGCCCUCGGAGCUGCAGGCGCUCUUGCGGGAUACCAGGGGACUGAGUUCUACAACAAGAAGAAGGAGAAGGAAGAGAAAAAGAUCUUGGCUCACCGAGGUUAUUAUUCGGACGAUGACGGAGAAAGCGCAAAAGAGAAGAAGGGCCACAAGAACUUCCUCGAGAGCGCUCUCGCUGCUGCGGGCUUGGGUGGUGCCGUCAAGGCUCUGACCGGCAAGGACAAGGACAAGGACGACAAGUCUGACACCAGGAGCCGUCGUGAUACCAGCCGUUCAAGAUCGAGAUCGAGGUCUAGGUCCCGGUCUACCUCUCGCUCUCGGGGUGAGAAGGGCAAGGGUGAAGGCGCCAACAAGAUCCAAAAGGCAGCUAUGGCCUCGCUCAUUGCCGGUGCCACCGAAGCUUUCCGCAUUUCCAAGCAGCCCGGUUCAUGGAAGGGCGAGAAGGCUAAGCGCGUCUUUACUGCUGCCGCCGGUGCUGCCACACUCGACGCUGCUCAGGACACUGAGAAGGCCGGCAGCAAGCUCGGCUUGGCUGAGGCCGUCAUGGGUGGUCUGCUCGGCAACCGCGUCAUCAACGGUUCCAAGAAGAACAUCGAGAUGGAUGAGAAGACAGGCCGAUUGCGAUCGAGAUCUCGCCGGCGUUCCAAGAGUGGCGACAGCCAGAGUGGAGGUGGUGUGAGCGGUCUGGCCGCUCUUGCCACAGCUGGCUUGGGCGCCUUUGCCGGCAAGAAGAUCAUGGACAGCCAUGAGCGGUCCAAAUCUCGUGGCCGGAGCGCCGAUUCAUACGACAGCCGUGAUGGCGAUCGUCGCCGCAGCAGGAGCCGCAGCGUUGUCGACUCGGCCCGCCGAAAGAUGGCCAAGAUCGGCCUCGGUAAUGGUCCCGAUGACGACGACAGGGAUCGUCGCAGAGACCGUAGCCGCGACCGUGACUACAGCCGCAGCCGGAGCCGUGACCGCGGACACCGGGACGACCAUGACGACCGCUCUUCGCGCCGCCACAGAGAUGACGACAGAGACUACGACAAACGGCGCCGCGAUUCAGAUUAUGACGACGCCCGUUCCCACCGCAGCGGUGGAGGACGUGAUCGUUCACGCCGCCGGGGACACUCGCUAUCAGAUGACGAUUUAGGGGAUUCAGAUGAUGAUAAGAGACGUGGAAGCAAGAUGAGAGAUCACCGCCGUUAA
Molecule: messenger RNA, 1839 nt
Organism: Podospora anserina S mat+
Lineage: Eukaryota; Fungi; Ascomycota; Sordariomycetes; Sordariales; Podosporaceae
Exons: 2
Source: RefSeq, a predicted model, not a curated record